This is a messenger RNA of Papilio polytes (common Mormon), 2181 nucleotides long. RefSeq names its product glutamate receptor ionotropic, kainate 5-like. Gene Ontology annotation, molecular function: glutamate-gated receptor activity; transmitter-gated monoatomic ion channel activity involved in regulation of postsynaptic membrane potential. The record is from RefSeq and is a predicted model, not a curated record. NCBI's taxonomy places the organism in Eukaryota, Metazoa, Arthropoda, Insecta, Lepidoptera, Papilionidae. Bases 1 to 1902 code for a protein of 633 amino acids. Gene Ontology annotation, biological process: synaptic transmission, glutamatergic; modulation of chemical synaptic transmission; monoatomic ion transport. The transcript is spliced from 11 exons. Gene Ontology annotation, cellular component: plasma membrane; postsynaptic membrane.
AUGAUAAGAAUACAUAUAAUUGUUAAGAAUCUCACAGUCAUGAUUUUCCAGAUAGAGGCGUUGCUUAUGAACGACGUAGCAAACCAUGUUAUGAAAGCUCUUACAACUGUAGAAAAGAGAAUAUCUAUCCAAAAACCUCCAACGUUCUCAUGCGACUCUGAAGAUGUUUGGGAGCACGGCGGUUUGAUGCAACAAGAAAUUUUGAAGACAAAAACAACUGGAGUUUCCGGAAACAUUGAGUUUGAUGAAAUGGGUAAAAGGACAAACUACCUUCUACACGUCAACGAAAUAUACUUAAGAAAAAGGCAAACAAUAGGUAAUUGGGAGUCCUCUGCGGGAGAAAAUAUAAUAGAGGAUCGGCCGGAUGCCGACAACAUUGUUAAUCAGCAAACUAGAAAACAUUUCUACGUAAUAUCUCGUAAAGCUAAACCUUACUUUUAUGAAAAAGAAAAAUGUACUACACUUGAAUGUGAAGAGGAGGACGACGGGGAGAGAUACGAAGGCUUCUCAGUUGACCUGGUUAAGCAAAUCUUUGAAACUCUUAAGAAAGAAAACUUUAAUUAUACAUAUUCAUUUAAAUAUGAUACAGAUUAUAUUUAUGGACAAUAUGAUAAAGAAAAAAAGAAAUGGAAUGGUUUGAUUGGAGAUUUAUUGGAUAAGAAAGCUGAUUUAGCAGUUUGUGAUUUAACAAUAACAGAAGAGAGAAAGAAGGUUGUUGACUUCUCUGUACCUUUUAUGAGUUUGGGAAUAAGUAUUCUGUACGUGCAAGAGAAGAAAGUAGAUCCAGGAAUGUUUUCAUUUCUAAAUCCUUAUACAUUUGAAGUAUGGAUGUAUAUAGCGACAGCAUAUUGCGUUGUCUCUAUUGUUCUAUUUGUUUGUUCAAGAAUAUCACCAGCUGAUUGGGAAAAUCCACAACCAUGCGAUAAAGAUCCCGAGGAAUUGGAAAACAUUUGGAAUUUCAAAAACUGCGCUUGGCUCACAAUGGGCUCUAUAAUGACGCAAGGAUGUGAUAUUCUACCUAAAGCUAUAGGCACAAGAUGGGUUUGUGCAAUGUGGUGGUUCUUUGCUGUGAUUGUUUGUCAGACAUAUAUUGCCCAACUCUCAGCGUCAAUGACUUCUGCGUUAGAGAAUGAACCGAUUAACAGCGUCGAAGACUUGGCAACUCAAAACAAAAUCCUGUAUGGUGCUAUAGAUGGUGGCUCUACACUUGGUUUUUUUAAGAAUUCAAAAGACAAGAUGUAUCAAAGAAUGUACGAAAACAUGAAUGCAAAUAAGGUAGUUCUAGUAAAUAAUAAUGACGAAGGAGAAAAGAGAGUUAUUAACGGUAAAGGAAAAUAUGCAUUCUUUAUGGAAUCUGUUACUAUUGAAUAUAAAUUAAGACGAAAUUGUGAAUUAAAGAAAGUUGGCGGGGAAUUAGAUUCUAAAGAUUAUGGUAUAGCUAUGCCUGCAAAUUCUCCUUUUCGAACAGAUAUUAACAGAGCUAUUUUAAAGUUAAAGGAAUCAAACGCUUUAGAUAAAAUAAAGAGAAAAUGGUGGGAAAAUAAAUAUGGUGCGAAAGCAUGUAACCAAGAGGAAGAUAAGAAUGAUGUCGAGGGAGAUUUGGAAAUUAAAAAUUUGAUUGGAGCGUUCCUCGUACUAAUAGGCGGAAUUGUAUUAGCAUUGUUUAUAACGGCAGCUGAAUUUAUGAACGAAGUCAGAAAUAUUGUGGUUCGUGAAAGGGUGACACACAAGGAAGUUUUUAUCAAAGAACUAAAAGCUUCAUUGAAUUUCUUCCAACUGCAGAAGCCGGUGCUGCGCAACCCAAGCCGCGCGUCCUCCGCAGCCUCCUCUUUGCAGAGUUUAAACAAAGAACGUUCUAACGGAAUCGAUAACUUUCUUGAUCUUGAAAGAGAACCGCAUUAGGAACAUAUUUUACACUUUCGUUGCUUUUUUGUUUUGAUAGUUACAAUUUUAAGAAAUCGCAUGAAUGCUACAGCUAAUCGAAAAUGUACCAGUACACCGGUCAUAACCGGUCAUCAUAAUGUCAUAACUUUAUAUCAAAUAAAAAACUUAAACAGUUUAGGUUUUUUUCUAUCAAUAGAAGACGAUGAGAUUAAAAAACGACAUCUAAAAAAUGGGUAAUACCAACAUAACAUCGAAUAAUAAUAACAUAGUUACCAUCUUUGAAGUGAUUGAUGUAAU